Messenger RNA from Hemicordylus capensis (graceful crag lizard), 4074 nucleotides. It is a transcript of the gene CCDC124, whose product is annotated as coiled-coil domain containing 124. Gene Ontology annotation, cellular component: nucleus. The transcript has 5 exons. NCBI's taxonomy places the organism in Eukaryota, Metazoa, Chordata, Lepidosauria, Squamata, Cordylidae. Bases 559 to 1218 code for a protein of 219 amino acids. The record is from RefSeq and is a predicted model, not a curated record. Gene Ontology annotation, biological process: transcription by RNA polymerase II. Gene Ontology annotation, molecular function: transcription coactivator activity.
UUCUGAAAAGAUGGCGGUCAUGCCUUCACCGGGCACGAAGCCGCGGCUAUCUUGACAGUGUUUCCCCGGAGGAACGUGACUUAUCUAUUUACCAGAGAGAAAGGAAAUGACCAGACUAACAUCAAUAGAAAAGGACCUGCUGUACAAUGAAGUUCCAGCUUCGGCAGACGUUUAAGAAAAUUUCCUCGUGGGGGAAGAAAUUUGGCAUUGGCAAUUUAUUUUUUAAAAAAAUCUUUUAAAACCAUAACCUUUCACACGAAAUAAGGCUUGAAUGGGAAAGAGAAGAAAAUACCCCACAACAGCCAGCAAAAACAAACUGGCGGCCAUUUUAGGAUUGGGCAGAUCUGGCCCGUUUCCUGCCACACAAUUCCGUCUCUUUAUUGAAGCCGAGACCGCCAUCUCUAUAAGGGUCACACUAGCUGAAAAUAUAGCGCUAGGACGAGAGUUCGAGCUUUUCUCUCUGCUUCUCCGACCUUUACUCAAUCCUUGCCUUGAGAAGGAGAGAAAGGGAGGAAGGAAGAAAUGGGCAGGAGCGGAAAAGAAAGAGCACCCUGAGGGAUGCCCAAGAAGUUCCAAGGGGAGAACACCAAGUCGGCAGCCGCCCGUGCAAGGAAGGCUGAGGCCAAGGCAGCGGCUGAUGCCAAGCGGCAGAAGGAACUGGAGGAUGCCUUCUGGAAAGAUGAGGACAAACACGUCAUGAGGAAGGAGCAGAGGAAGGAAGAGCGUGAGAAGCGCCGGCUGGAACAGCUGGAGCGCAAGAAGGAACUCCAGCGCCUGCUGGAAGAGGAAGACUCCAAGAUGAAGGGGAAACCACCCAAGCCGCUCGUCCCAGGCAAAGUCACCCGUGCCCAGAUUGAUGAGUCGCUCUGGAAAGACCAGAAGGAGAAUGGAGAUGCCGGGGAGAAGCAGAAGAGUCACCUUGAGGUGCCCUUGGAGGAAAACAUCAACCGGAGGGUCCUGGAGGAAAGCGCUGUGGAGGCCCGGACCAUUGAGGAUGCAAUUGCAGUGCUCAGCGUGGCUGAUGACCUGGACCGCCACCCGGAGCGCCGGAUGAAGGCUGCGUUCACGGCAUUUGAAGAGGUGAACCUGCCCCGGCUCAAGCAGGAGAACCCCAACAUGCGGCUCUCCCAACUCAAGCAGCUGCUGAAGAAGGAAUGGAUGAAAUCGCCCGAGAAUCCCAUGAACCAGAGGCACGCGACCUACAACAGCCAGAAAUAAGACUGGAGAGGUGGGAGGAGAGCCUCCCUUCUCCCCUGCCCCACUGAAUACCUUUGAGGACAGUGGAUGCCAACACAAUGUCCGCCUUCUUGGUUCGACUGGUUAGAGAUCAAAAGGUGCAUAUAACACUCUCUCCCACCCCCUGCCCCGCCGCCUCUUGCUUCCCACCCUCCCUGCUGGACUCCUCAUUAAAUCACCAAAGCCUUUUCCACUUCAUUGGUCUUCUCAGGGCGUGCUUCCAAGCUGCUCCGAGGGGGCUGAGCUGAACUGGCCCCUGCAAUCUGGCAGGAUGCAAGACCCACAAAGAGCUGGACGGGAUCCCCUGGAUAGCCGACUCGGGAUCAAUGAUGCCACUGCUAAUUGCCCUGCUACUCUUUGAGUUUGGCUCUGCAGAUCCAUGCUAUGUAGCACUGUUGUGCUGAGGCUUGUUGGCACAAAUCCCACCAAACGCGCCUGUUGCCUGCCUUGUGACUAGAGGUACCCCUUCCCUUUUCCAGGGGCUGCUCCUUCUCCUGACCCCACGCAGGAAACUUCCUGCCAGCUUAUCCCUUGGGUGGAGCUAGUCACUGUAAGGCGGCAUCAGUUCUGAUUGAGGUGAUUGCAUCUGCGACUGGGCUGCCCUACUUCAGGAAUGCUGGGGUGUGUGCGUGCAUGAAACAUUCCCUUCAUGUGGAAUAUUGGCGAAUCGGGAGAAGGGCCAGCGUUCUAUUUGCUGGGUGUGUGUAUGUGUGUGCAUGUGCAGAGGGGCGUUCUGUCUCAUAAGUCUGCACCUGCCAUCUGAAGUGGUACAGCCCAGACUCAGGUGGAUCACCUCUGAGAAAUGGACCACUGGCUCUUGGCCGUGUGGAUUUACCGCCCCCCACUCAGCCAGUAAUGUCUGCAGGAAGGACCCCUCUUCUGGCUCAAACGGCCAGGUUCCCCCACAAUCCUUUGAGCAGUUCUUGGCCUCUGACCUCCCUGCAGAAGGGAGGGACUUGUCAUUUAAACGCAGUCAGGUCCUUGUGCCCAUUUAUGGCACCCACUGCAUCCUACCUCAGUGUGACGGACAAGGGCCUGAUGCUGGGAAGAGAGAGCCAUGUUUCUCCCUCUCUAGAGAGGCACUGGAGUGCAGGCCCAUCUCUUCUGGCUUCAGUGCUGCUCUCUGCUCAUCUCCGGGUAUCUUUGGAACGGCCUCCCCUCCCCACAGCCCACCAGGCUGUGCUCCCCAUUUCCUGGUGUUCAAGCUCUUGCAACUUUCCUUCCUGCCUUCAUCUCCCAAGUAACCAUUUGGCUAGCUGAAAGCAGCAGAAACAUCUCAGGUGGGGUGGCUUGGUGCUCCUUGCAGCUCUGGAGUCCGAAGCCAUUGCUCCACCCACUGAGCCUGCGGGCUCUCACAUUUGCUGAUUUGGCACUCACAGGCAUCUGCAGGAGAUGCCCAUUUGCAAUCUGCCUUUGUGCAUCUCCCUCCCUUUCACUCGGCAAAUGCAGCUUUCUAGUUUCCAGGCAUCCACUCUGUUGAUGGUUCCUUAAUUGGUUUACCCUUCCUCUCCAUGCUGCAGACAUGGCACAGCUGGGUGGGGUUCUCCUUCUGGCUGCCUUAGUGGGAUGUGGGGUGGUUGCAAGCCACACCAGUGGGGGAAUCCCACCCCUUUGCAUUUAAACGGAGCUGCUCGUCCCGUGCCAUGAGCCACUCUGGAGGCAGAGUUUCACAAACCCCAACACCGGGCUCUUCUGGCACAGAUCAGGGGCUUCUUCUUCUCUUUUCAGUGGAAGUUGCACCUUCUGCUAGAGUCUUUGCUCUUUGCAGUGGUUGACAUGUCUGGGCCUUGGCCGCGGCGGGACCUGCCAAAACAGAGGCUGGGGACUGUGACAGGCAGAAGGUGAUCCCCUCUCGUGGGAUAUCUCUCUCUCUCUCUCUCUCUCUCUCUCUGCCAAUCUCCUCCUUGGAGUCUGCUUUUCCCAGGGUUUCCGUUGCCUGUUCCUCCUCCUCUUGCAGUAGCAACCUUUCCCUCCAUCAUCUUGCAAAUACCAAAAUUCCCCUGGAGCAGCCAAUGGACUCUCUGGGGCGGGAUUUCCUGCCCAGGAGCGAUCCCCUUCCCUUUCUUGGCUCGUGUGGCUCUCCCUCCCCAAGUGUAAGGACCCCCUCCCCACUUCAUCUCUCCUGCCACGCCACCCCAUCUUGCCAGAAGAAACCGGGAACACCUGCAGCAGGGAAGCACGAGGCCGCAAUUACGCCUUUCCGCUCUUGGAGGCUUUUCCGUGACACUCCGAGGGAUGCCACUGCCUCCCCUUCUCUUCAUUAAGCUGGUGAGAUGUAUGCCUGACGAGGGCGCAGCCGGGGAAAGGCACAAGCUGACGAGCUCUGAUUACAGGAUAUUCUUGUUUUUCUACAGAAGGCAGGGCUGCUUCUUGAAUUUGGGAUGGCUCCCUGCCGGAUUUCGGAACAGCGGUGCUGAACAGCUGAAGGAGCUCUGCCUUUGUGGUCCAGACAUCCAGUUGGGUCUUUCCCCCUCUCCAGAGGAAACAUUGGCCCUUCAAUCUAGCCUGGAACCAUCUCUCUUCUCUGCUACCUUCUGUCCAUGCUCUCUGACCCUGAGUGGAGCAAUGCAGCCAGCCAGCCCAACUUCGGCCCUCCAGCUAUUGUGGGGUUGCAGUUCCCAUCAUUCCCAGCCACAGAGGCAAAUAAUCAGGGAUGAUGGGAGUUGUAGUCCAGCCUAGUUGUGCAGCCCUGCCCAGAUAAACCAUCCCUUAAGGAUCCCAGGGUCCUUCUGCAGGGAAAUCUUGGGGUGUUUUUUUUAAAGCCAAACCAACAGUGAUCUACAACUCAACCCAAUUUGUAAGCCAUCCUCCUCAAAGGAAUAAAGUGUUUCAACUGUG